AUUUAUCGUAUAGAUCAUUAUCUGGGGAAGGAAUUGGUGCAGAAUCUGUUGGUGCUCGUUUUGCAAAUCGCUUAUUUUUUACCCUCUGGAAUCGUGACAACAUUGCUAACGUACAGAUUGUGUUCAGAGAAGAUUUUGGAACUGAGGGACGUGGUGGAUAUUUCGACCAAUAUGGAAUUAUCCGCGAUAUUAUCCAGAAUCACCUAUUGCAGGUUCUUUGCCUUGUUGCAAUGGAGAAACCUGUUUCCUUGAAACCUGAGCAUAUUCGGGACGAGAAAGUGAAGGUUCUUCAAUCAGUUCUUCCAAUCAAAGACGAAGAGGUGGUGCUCGGACAAUAUGAAGGCUACAAGGAUGAUCCAACAGUUCCAGACGACUCAAAUACUCCUACUUUUGCAACAGCGAUUCUACAUAUACAUAAUGAAAGAUGGGAAGGUGUGCCCUUUAUACUCAAGGCAGGAAAGGCUUUAAAUUCAAGAAAAGCAGAAAUAAGGGUUCAAUUCAAGGAUGUUCCUGGUGAUAUCUUUAGAUGUCAAAAGCAAGGAAGAAAUGAAUUUGUCAUCCGUCUGCAACCUUCAGAGGCAAUAUACAUGAAACUAACGGUGAAGCAGCCUGGGCUGGAAAUGUCAACUGCUCAGAGUGAACUCGACUUGUCAUAUACGCAACGCUACCAAGGGGUUGUCAUACCUGAAGCCUAUGAGCGUCUAAUUCUUGACACCAUAAAAGGUGAUCAACAGCAUUUUGUCCGCAGAGAUGAGUUGAAGGCUGCUUGGGAGAUUUUCACACCCCUUCUACACCGGAUUGAUAAAGGGGAGUUCAAAUCCCUUCCGUACAAGCCUGGAAGCCGAGGCCCUGCAGAAGCAGAUCAACUGUUGGAAAAGGUGGGUUACGUUCAAACACACGGCUACAUAUGGAUCCCUCCUACCUUGUAAUCACCUUCUGAGGCUACUCGUCCUUCCAUAUUAAGUAUGGUGUCUAGUACUCCACGAGGCAAAGACAUGAGUAAUAUGUAUGAGUUGAGUGUCAAAUAAUUUGUUUUUUAAGACAAAAUUUAAGAGGAAUCUUGAUUUACGCUUCCUUUGAGAUUGAAAGUUUGCGUGUGUUAUGAGAAGUUACUGUAGCUUCGAAUGUGGAGUAAUUUUCUAUAUGGGGUUCUGCUUUUAAAAUGAAAUUCUGGGUUCUAUUUUUAUUA
Salvia splendens (bonfire salvia) is the source of this 1189-nucleotide messenger RNA. RefSeq names its product glucose-6-phosphate 1-dehydrogenase 6, cytoplasmic. The annotation marks the transcript as partial. Gene Ontology annotation, molecular function: NADP binding; glucose-6-phosphate dehydrogenase activity. Gene Ontology annotation, cellular component: cytosol. The record is from RefSeq and is a predicted model, not a curated record. Gene Ontology annotation, biological process: glucose metabolic process; pentose-phosphate shunt, oxidative branch. Lineage: Eukaryota; Viridiplantae; Streptophyta; Magnoliopsida; Lamiales; Lamiaceae. The transcript has 11 exons.